Notothenia coriiceps (black rockcod) is the source of this 2459-nucleotide messenger RNA. RefSeq lists its product as uncharacterized. The record is from RefSeq and is a predicted model, not a curated record. NCBI's taxonomy places the organism in Eukaryota, Metazoa, Chordata, Actinopteri, Perciformes, Nototheniidae. Gene Ontology annotation, biological process: transmembrane transport; regulation of DNA-templated transcription. The transcript has 9 exons. Gene Ontology annotation, cellular component: membrane; nucleoplasm. Gene Ontology annotation, molecular function: transmembrane transporter activity. The coding region runs from base 582 to 2459 and encodes 625 amino acids.
GAAAAAACUACAUUUGUUCAUUUAACUCAUGCUGAUAGCUCACAUGAGCAUUAAGAGUCAAAUAAAUAUGUGUGAUGUUAAAUAACCUGCAUUAAACACGGUUAAGUUAAAGAGGCUACAAAACAAAAUGGGCACCACUAAUUGUAUUGGUAAUUAAAAAAACGAAGGAAACAUUUGCCACAGCACAGAAAUGUUUUACAUUUUCAUUCACAUAUUACACAAAAUAAAUCAAAAUAAACCGUGUAUGACUUAAUUAAUCACAUAAAAAAUAAUCUCCAAUUUGUCUAAGAAAAUGAUAUACUAAAAACUGUGUAAUUAAAUCAUGCUGAUAGCUCACACUAAAAUAAAAAAACAAAUGUUACUCACACAUAAGCUGCUUCAACACUGUGGAAAUGCUUUAGAAAUGAAGCGUGCAUACAUACAAAUACAUACAUCUAAAAGUAUUGACUUCUGUCCUAAGUGUGUUUAGUCUGUCCUCACAUCUCUUUCUUAAACGCUCCUCUGACUGCCUGUCUGUGAUUCUCCCUGCAGGGAAAGUGAUCAGCAGAGCGUUGAUCUCCUCGGAGGACGAUAACGUGGUGAUGUCGUCCAGCCAGAUGCCAACCAGGCCUUACAAAAUCAGCCAUGUUACCGUGGUGACCAAACCGGCCGGUACCGUGUCGUCCGCGGCGAUGGCAUCACACCUUGUGCACUUGCCCUCUGACAGCAGCGGUAAAACAGACAGUGUGUUGGAGGUGGGGGAGCUGGAGGGCGACACCCUGGACCCCCAAACCGGCUUAUUUUAUCGCUCCAGCCAACCAGCUGCAGACCCAACAAAACAAACCCUCCAUCUUGCAGCAACUCAGCUUCUUUCGGGCCAAAUUACUUCCAUUUCCACCUCAACACAACCACCGCCACAACUCCAAAGCAAACCUCAAAUCCUCCAGCCUUCCUCUUCCUCCGCCUUCCCCUCCACCCUCACUCUGACUAAGAAACUCCCCAAACUACGGGAGCAGAUUCAGCCCAAACUUUUGACCCCGAGCCCCAAAGACAGACCCCUAACUGCACCAGCAUUUGCCUCCGGAGUGAAAGUCGUGAUUCAAGGAACGCCAAUCAAAACCCUGGUUACGCCACAGCUCCCAAAACUCCAACAGGCGCCAACGUCCCUCCACAGACCCCUGCACACCCCCAUGUCUCACCCUCCCCCCCUGCAGGCGCAUCACCCCGUCAGCACCGAGAAGACCUCCUCCAGCCAGCAGCCAAUCAUCACUCAGAGCGCGACCGUCACUAAGAUCACGUCGCAGCUCGUGCGGCCGUCUGGAGAGAAGCCCUCGGUGUCGGACAUCUUGAAAAUCUCCAUGAUGGAGGCGGAGAUCGACCCUAGCGUGGAGCCCAUGGUGGUGGAUUCCUCCAGUGACUGUGGCCCUCUGGGUAAAAACCAGGCGGUGACGAUGGAUUCGGGUCCGUUUAUCAGCAGUUCCGGGGCCCAUCACUCUCUCUCAAAGGGCCCGAAGUUCAGCUGCAUGCCGGGCCUCACAGUGCAGAGGAGCAAGGAGGACAUGGAGGUCAUCGAGGUGAUUCCUCAGUACUCCAUCCUGCCCGACUCCAGCCAGUCCAACGUGGUGGUGGAGCCCAGCGGCUUCCUGGAGAUCACCAACUACACCAGCCAGCAGCUGGAGGAGGACAGCCCCAUGGAGCAGGAGGUGGACAGCAGCACACGACCAACCAUGCCAAUGUGUACGGACCUAUACAUCGCGUUCAUGGUAACGGAACUUCCACCUAAGAUCGUCAAUGGCCUUCGGUCACUCUCCCUCGCCUCUCGCCGCACCACACCCUCCUUAAUCUUCCAACUUCUGGUUUGCUCGGGACGUAAGCCUAUCGACGUCUCGCCUACCGUCGUACUUCCAUCUGGUCGGUCGCUCUCUCAACCGGUCAUCAGGAUCGCCUUCUACUGCUUUGACCUUGGUCUUGGACGCAGCGAAGACCCAGUCGACCCUAUGUUGAACGCUCUGCUGAUUCUCCUCUUCGUGCCCAUCUUUGACUUCAUCAUAUAUCCGCUCAUUGGCCUUUGCAAGAUCAACGUCACGCCUCUGAGGAAGAUGGCCGUAGGGAUGAUCUUUGCAGCGUUGGCCUUCGGAGCGGCCACUCUGUUGGAGAUCGAAGUUGUGAAAUCGGUGGUGGAUCCUGCCCCGGCGGGGAAGUGUCUCCUUCAGGUGUUUAACCUGGCGGAGGGUGAUGUGAGUCUGAUGAUCCCCGGCAGCCAUCUGUUCAAAGAGCCGAUCCCAAACCUCCAGGACCCUGCUCAAUACGAGACACUUCCUGCAUCCGGAGAGGAUCUGCAGUUUCAAGUCACCUUCAACGGGAAAACCUCAGAGUGUAAUCACACGUUCCUUCAACGCGAGGCGUACAGUCUCAUCCUUUACCCAGACGCUGCUGGAAUACGGUGCAAUGUGGUGAGUGAAAGAAAACUCCUUCUCUAA